GUUAUGGUGUAAGUGAUGACAUUUUACAAUUUUUCGCCGCAUAGAGCGCCGAUUGACAGAUAUUAAUCCAAUUUUGUAGGAAAUAUGGAAUCGUUGUAUCAUCAAACUAAUAAAUUAGUACAAGAAACGCAACACCUUUUCUCAAAUCUGGAGAGAAAGUCGUCCGAUACGGAUUUGCAGGAAAUAAAAGCGGCUAUAGAAAGCAAAAUCAAUCUUAUCAACAGCAAUUGUGAACGACUGGAUGUGCUGUGCCUGAAAGGACCUGUGUCGCAGAGACAGAAUACCAGAAUGCGAGUAGAUCAGUUGAAGUAUGAUAGUCGUCAUCUCAGUGCUGCCUUAAAUUCAUGGUGUAAUCGUGUGAUGAGACAACAGAGAGAGGAAGCUGAGAGAGAAGCCUUAUUAGCAAGAAAAUUUACCUCAAAUGAUCAUGUUGAUAUUUUAAUAGAUCAUACUGUACAACAUAGUAAUAAUUUGCAAAAUGCAGUUCACGGCAUAGAUGAUCUAUUACAUCAGGGUAGCGGUGUCUUGGACAACUUAAAAUCUCAGAGAUUAACAUUGAAAGGAGCACACAAACGCUUGAUAGAUAUUGGCAACACCUUGGGUCUUUCUAACACUACUAUGAGGCUAAUAGAGCAAAGAGCUCGGCAGGAUGGUUUCAUUUUGGUUGCUGGUAUGACAUUUACAUGUCUAGUUAUCGUUUUAGUGAUACUUUAUCUUAGAUGAGCAUUCCAAAAGUUGUUAUAUACAAUAUUUAUGAUUAUAUAACAAUAUAAUUGUUAAUUAUAUAAUUACCAUAUAAUUCACAUAUAUCUACUUGCAUUGAUAUUUGCCAAUUAUUUAAUUUAUAGUUAAUUAUUAGUUUGUUAACAAAAACAAUUGUAUGUUUUGUAAUUUGUGAUUAUUGCUAUAAGAAAUUUCAUAUGUAAAUAUAUACAAGUAAUGUAUAUCUUAUAUUUAUUUUAAUACAAUCAAUAAUUUGGUUACAUCUAAUUAAGAAAGUUACAAUUAGGAAUUGUCACUAUGAGAUAAAAUUAUUAUAAGAACAUAUUAAUGUAAUCUUUCAAUGUUUGAAGCUAUUUUAGUAAAAUUGAUUUAUGUUCUGAGUAAACAGAUACAAGAAUUCUAGUCAUAAUUUAUAUAAACAUAUAAAUUUUGAAGCAUUCACAACGUGUUAUGGGUUUAUUCGAAUCCUGCAGCAGCAAAUCCUGAAUUUUUAAUGAUCAAUUAUAGGUCUUUUUUACUCGUACCUUCUAUACUUUGUUGCGCACAGUUUUUUUCUUUUCAUCUCUCUUUUCAUCAAAUUUAAAGUAUACAAACUUUUAGACAUGUUUAAAACAUUAAAUAUAAUUAAACGUACAUUUUUUUAAUAUGUUUUAGACAAAUACUUAAAACAUGUUUUUAAGGAAGUGUUUAAUACGAAUUUUAGAUAUUAAAUUAUAUAAUUAAUAAUAUUAAUUUGAUUUUUAGACAUU
Dinoponera quadriceps is the source of this 1472-nucleotide messenger RNA. RefSeq names its product probable Golgi SNAP receptor complex member 2 (gene Membrin). Lineage: Eukaryota; Metazoa; Arthropoda; Insecta; Hymenoptera; Formicidae. Gene Ontology annotation, cellular component: SNARE complex; endoplasmic reticulum membrane; ER to Golgi transport vesicle membrane. Gene Ontology annotation, biological process: vesicle fusion; vesicle-mediated transport. The coding region runs from base 85 to 723 and encodes 212 amino acids. Gene Ontology annotation, molecular function: SNAP receptor activity; SNARE binding. The transcript is spliced from 2 exons. The record is from RefSeq and is a predicted model, not a curated record.